AUGGCGGCACUGGACCCGAAUGCGUGGUACCGCCUUUCGGAAACGCGCGUCGACAAUAGUACCGGACCCUUCGCUCUCAACCUCAUUCUUCGAGAUGUCGGCCUGCGAGUGCAUCCCAUAACCGACGGCACGGCCGCCUGGCAGUUCCAACCGUUCGGCGACGUCAAAGGCCGCUAUCUUAUGCGCCUCGACCAGGCGGGCGUGAAGCAGCAGUUGGGAGUGUGUUACGAUGCGAAAGAGCCCGCGGUUGGGGCCACUGUGGCGUGCCUGCAGGAUUCGUCAACGGACGACUCUCAGAUUUGGGACAUAACAACAUGGGAAGGAAGACCGGGCGAGUACAAAUUGGCCAACGUCGCCAACGGCACCAGCUACGUGCUCGAUGUGCACCCCAAGGCCAAUCUCUUUCUGAAUAAGGAUGUAGAGGGUUCGGCGGGCGUGGCGGAGACGCAGCCUGGGCAGCACUGGGUCAUUUCGAGUGUCAGCGCCGUCAACGACGGAGCGUAUUCAACCAUUUAUUCCACCAGCGUGGCGGUGAGCACGAACUCGGCGACACUCCCCACUGCUUCGACGGCCUCGGGCGCGACAGCUACAUCUAAGGCGACGACCACGACCGCAUCACAAACAGGCGCAGCGACAUCGACCGGCGGAGCGAGCACAUCCACUGCGGCGGCGAUAUCAACAUCAAGGGGUAUUUCCCCGGUGCUGGAGCGGGAAUAG
Molecule: messenger RNA, 717 nt
Organism: Colletotrichum spaethianum
Lineage: Eukaryota; Fungi; Ascomycota; Sordariomycetes; Glomerellales; Glomerellaceae
Exons: 1
Coding region: 1-717 (238 amino acids)
Source: RefSeq, a predicted model, not a curated record